AUGGGCCCCUGUACCGCCUCCCCAUGCUGCUGCCAGGCCCGUAAUCUGCCAUGGGCCCCCGUACCGACUCCUCAUGCUGCUGCCAGGCCCGUAAUCUGUCAUGGGCCCCUGUACCACCUCCUCAUGCUGCUGCCAGGUCCAGAGUGUGUCAUGGGUCCCUGUACGGCCUCCCAUUGCUGCUGUCUCCAUCGCCACACUCUGCCAUGUGCCACUUUCAGGUCUCCUCACACUGCUGGUGGUUUCCAUUUUUGUCAUAGGGUGCUGUAUGGCCUCCCAUUGCUGCUGCCUCCACCGCCACACUGUGGCUCCACACUCUGGUUUUGGCCCCGUGACUGCCCAAAUGAGUGAAGUGUGCGGUGAUUCUAAGAUCGACGGCACUCAUCUGCAUGUCAUACUGACUGUCAGUAUUAUUUCUCUUCCCCAGCAGACUCCAAGGGCAUUUAAAUUAAAGGUACAGUGUUCUGCACUAAUAUAA
Molecule: messenger RNA, 475 nt
Organism: Staurois parvus
Lineage: Eukaryota; Metazoa; Chordata; Amphibia; Anura; Ranidae
Source: the annotation of a GenBank genome assembly